Messenger RNA from Caretta caretta (loggerhead turtle), 2513 nucleotides. NCBI's taxonomy places the organism in Eukaryota, Metazoa, Chordata, Testudines, Cheloniidae. The record is from RefSeq and is a predicted model, not a curated record.
GGGACUAAGACCCAGACAGGUCUUAAGAAGGUGAAACAACUUUGUGGUAAAAUCGAAUUUCAAGAUGUCACUCACUUCUAAAUCAAGAAGAUCAGCUGUGUACUCUGGAUAUAAGGUUUAAUAUCAAAUAAAAUAUUUAUUGACAUUCUUCUUGACUUGAUUACUUUGAACCUUGGAACAAACAGCCUUCCUGAUGUAUGGAUGCGCUUCACAGUUUCAGAUUUACAAAAUCUGGCAACUACAUUAACGGUGAACUCAGAACUUAUUGAUUGGCGCAGAUUCUUAUUAACAGCGGCUCAACCAUGGCCAGUUCCCUCUGUGAUACAGCUCCUUAAUACCCUGCACAGCUUUAAGGCUGUUGAUGAAGCUGGAUCAGGCUUUGUUACACAGGAAUACUAUAAUCAGGUUGGUUUAUGGUUUAAAGGCAGUGAAGAUUUAAAAAUGCCAGAAAAUUCUACAGAGCCUUUGCCUUUUAAUAGACAGGAGCAUCUUAUAACGUUUUUCUUUAUUUUAUUUGCUGAUGCCAGAAAAGAUCCCUCUCAACUUGACUAUACUAAGAUGCUGCUUUAUUUUGCUUCGCAUCCUGAUGCUGUUGAGGGAGUCUACCGAGCGCUUAGUAUUGCUACUGGAACAUACAUCCAUAGAAGAAAAGAGGUUUCUCCUCCACAUGUGUCUUUUUCCCACACUGAUAUGCUGAUAAAGGAGGAACCUUUGGUGGAAAAAGAAAAAAUCUUGUACUGCACAGAUGAGGGAAGAAUUUCUAUGGCAACUCUACAAAGAGUGUUCCAUUAUGAAGGAAGUAAAACUGGUGACAACCAUAGAUUCAGUGAUCGGCAGAAGGCAGGCAGUAAUAAUAAGCAUUUCAGAAAAAUAUACAAGGAACUGGGCUCUGAGGAUCUGAAACCCAUUCCAAUUACCAUUCUUUUGAAGCAUCCUUUCAUUCAGGACUUGAUUAACAACUACCAGGGGUACAAACUUCCUGAUAUUAAAGUGAUUCUACAGAGAGAUGAACAGACACAAUCAACUGAUGGAGAAAUAUAUAAAGAUGUUAAAAUAUGAAAAAAAAUUAAGCAGUAAGGGAAGUUUUUGUAGGAAUUAGGACUUGUGGUCUACUGAUGUGAGUAAGGAUUGCAGGUCAAGUCCUAUAAUAAUUAAGUAUAUUACAUGCUAGCUAUACUCUGCUUUAAAUAAAAGUGUAUUUGAUUAAAGAAGUUUGGUUAUUUUAGAUAAAAUAUUCUGAUAACACUUCUAAAUAAAAUGAAGUUGGUUUUUAGUUGUUGACUAGUAAUAUGUUCUUUAAUAAUUUUAUAGGAAUAGACUGUCUGCCAGUCCUAUGUGCAAGAUCAUCUUUUGUUAAUAUUGAUGGAACACAAACAUUGAUAUUUGUUAAUUGUAUACAGCAUCUCACAAUUUUUAGUUAAUAAACUAAUAAUAUAAAUGAAAACAGAAUUUUCUCUCAAUUAAAUAAGGACAAACUAUUGAAAAGCCAUAAUGUAUAUGAAAUUGUAAUACUUAUUGGUAUUAGCAGAGAUAUUUAACCCUUGUUUUCUAACCUUUCAAUUUUUACCAUACCAUUUCUAGAUAAAUUCUAAUUACAAUCUGUUAGAAUAUUUCCAAGCUCAUGUUCAAGUGGAAGAACACAGUGUGAGCAAUAGUAAAAUAUCUCAGUGAACUUUCAUAUAAUUGUCAUGCUACAUGGAAUCAUUGAAUCAAAGUUCUUGAAGGGAGUCAUUUAUUAAAUAAAACUAUAUAUUACUGAUACAAAAGGACAAUCUUCUAGACAACUCAGGUUCCGGCUUUGUUUACCUGGGAUGGUGGUCUAUCUGGCCUCCUAUACAGCACAGAGCAACAUGUACUUGCUGCAUAACAUACUCUUUGUUAGUACCAAAUAAGAUCUUGGUGAAACUUUCUUCUCUUUCAUCUCUGCAGAAGUUGUCCAACCUUUUUCUCCAUACAGUUUGACUUUUACUGCAUCUCCUGGUUGAAGUUUUGGAAAAGUUCUCAUAGAAUUGUGCUUGUCAAGAUUACUUUUAUAUUUUCUUAUUGUUCUCGUAUCAGCACGUUUUAAACUUUCACCAUGUAGGAUGCAAAUUCUUCAAGGUGGGACCUAUAUACAAUUUUUGUCUAUUGAGUGUCAAUAGAACUGAAUUGAAUUUAGUCGUUGCAUUCAGCAUUGCUCUGUAAAUUAAUUAAGCUAAGAAUGCCUUUCCCUGACAAAAUUUCUUUAACUAUCUAACUCUUUCAGCUUUUCCAUUCUCUUAAGGGUAAUGAGAGCUAAUAGUAAUAGGAAGGGAACUGUAUUUUUUCAUGAAAUUUGUAUCUGUAAAUUGUAGACCAUUGUCUGUAACUAGUUUGUCUGGAAUUCCCCAAUGAGCAAAUAUAUUCUUUAACUUUCCAAUGAUGCUCAUUCCUGUGGCAUAUGCAUAUUUGUAAGCAUUCUGACUAAUGGCUAUAGCAGCUAGGUGCUUGUGACUGUCUAGCUCACACAGAUCAAUAAACUUACACUUUCAGGA